Molecule: messenger RNA, 1905 nt
Organism: Prorocentrum cordatum
Lineage: Eukaryota; Dinophyceae; Prorocentrales; Prorocentraceae
Source: the annotation of a GenBank genome assembly
CCAAGUGCCAUGGGGCACGGUAGCAGAUUUGUUCCUCAUCCUAUUAUUGCCCUUCUUCCACCUCUUUGCGACCAUUCUGGCUCAAGAUUCGGUUCACUCAGCAUCAGGAGAACUCUCACUCCGGUCUGUCUGUCUGACCUUCGAGACGGUCGAAACCGUUUACGACCUGUCAAGUUCUACGCAACCAGCCAUGCUCAGCAUGAGUGUCGUCACUACGCUCUUCGAAGACAAGCCUGGUCGAAUCGACUCCGCCAGCUUCUCUGUGCUCACCGUGGCGAUGGUCCUCUCCUUCUUGCCGCUAUCGGUCUCCCACCUGAUAUCGCUCAUCGUCGGCGCCUUGAUGUUCGUGUCCGUCCAGGCCCUCAGCCUGAGCGUCGACCGCGAGAAGGCGCCGAAGGGCAAGGCCAGCUCUUGCCGCAGGGCCCCCCCAAGGUCGCCGACGGGCGCUGCUCAGAGGCCGGGCUCCCCCGCCAACGCCAAGCCCACGGCCAAGGGCCCCGCGGCCACUCCUUCGAAGCCGGAGGUCUGGAAGCCCAGCGUCCAGCCCGUGCUGGCGCCGAAGUUCACCUCCCAGGGCUGGGAUGCCGAGGUGCAGGACCAGAACUGCUCGCCCAGCUGACCCCCACGGCCGAGACCAGCGAGGUGGUCGCGAAGAUUACGCAGGCAGUGCGCGGCGUGGUGACGCAAGUCCUGCCUGGGGUCGAGGUCACCGGCUUCGUGGGCGCAAGCCUUGCAAGUGGCAAGGCAUUCGGCGUCGCCGUUCCAGAGGUGGAGGUCGUGAUCAGCGCCCCCCACUCUGCGUUGGUGCACAAUCGCUGGCAAGGCCGGCAACGAGGCAAGAACGAGUGCACUGCACAGCAGUUGCGCAAAUCUGCGGUCCGCGUCUGCACCGACCGCCUGGUGUCCGAAGGCGGCUUCAAGUUCCGGCGCUCCGCCUUCCGUGGGGACGAGCCGAGGGUCACCGUCGUCUCGCCGCCGGCCCUGCAGUCGGUGCCGAUGAGCCUGUCCGUCAACGCUCUGACGCCGCUCUGCAACGCCAUGCUCAUCUCGUGCACACGCAUCGACCCGCGCACGCAGGGGCUCGUGCUUCUCGUCAAGCGCUGGGCAAAGGACCGAGGACUCUGUCACGUCGCCAGGGGCCACCUGUCGCUGUACGCCUGGACGCUCAUGUCGGUCUACUUCCUCCAGACUGGCGCCGGAGGGGUGCUGCCGCCGCUGACGUGUCUGGAAACGCCGUCUGGCCUCACUGUGGAGGGUCAGCCUGGAGCCCAAGCGGCGGCGAUGAUUGCCGAUGUGCUCCCCGACCUCUCCGUGGGCGGCUUGUUCAAGGCGUUCUUACACUUCUACAGCUCGGAGUUCGACUGGAAGGGGGAGGCCGUGUCGGUCCGGUGCGGGAGGCGAGCGGCACCCGACAGCCGGCUGCCUCUUCACAUCGUCGUGAACACCGACAGCAAGACCACGGAGGUGGGCCCCAACAUCGAGGAUUUUGACCCCUUCGACAGCGCCAGCAAUCUCGGCGCGUGCACCACCGCCACCAGCUUGCAGCACCUGUUCAAGGAGAGCUCCAGCGGGCGCGCGACCUGAGCGCCGGGGGCGCGUCGCUGUCCGAUCUGCUGCAGCCGUGGGCCCCGGACAGCUCGGACGACGUCCAGGAGUGAGCGGCGCCGGCAGGUUGAUUGCAACUCGGCUCUCUCUCACGCCUCCCCCUCGUCGUCGUCGUCGUCGUCGUCGUAUUCGUCGUCGUCUGUAUGCUUUGUCGAUGCGUGUUCUUCUAUACUCCUACCUCCGUGCCAUGCUCUGCACUUUGGGCUGGAGCAGCCAGCACGGACUCGUAAGCCGCCCUGCCGAGGCAACAUGGGUUGCCCGUGGGUUUCCAGCUUGAGGGCCACUGCACGCCCGAAUGCU